AUGCCGUCAAGGCGGAAUUCAAUCAUCUCCUGGAUGUCGCUAGAACUACUUUCAAGGAGAAUCUCGAUGAUAUCGAGCAGUAACGUCAUUCUCUGCAUUGCACUCUUGAGCCGAGGAAGAAGACCAAGUGUGUGUUCUCAAGCGUCUUUCUCCAACACAACGCGAGAUUGGAGGAAGCCCAGCAAGAGAUUCUUCUACUCAGUGGCGACAUUUGAUGCAAUUGCCAAGCUUGAUGUUCUCGCUUGUUUCGCUGAAUUGGCAUCUGUACGACCAAUGUUUGGCGAGACGAUUGCGAUCAAACUCAGUCGACAUCCCAUUCUCGACAAAACACUUGGUCGGGACGAUUGUGUACCCAAUGACAUCUAUGCUGCACAAGGUCAUGCCUCCUUUCAGUUGAUACAAGGACCAAACAUGUCGGGCAAAAGCACCUUCCUUCGACAAGUCGGGCUGCUCACAGUGCAGGCAAUGCUAGGUUGCUAUCGACUGUCAAAUGAUGACUCCCUCGACCGAAAUUUGUCAACUUUCGCAUCCGAAAUGGCAACAUCAGCCAUGAUCUUAGGCUUGGCAACUCCCAAUUCUCUCAUACUCAUUGAUGAGCUCGGUCGAGGAACUGCUCCCCUUGAAGGCCUUGGUCUGUCUCACGCCAUUGCCGAGUCCCUGAUCAAUCGACAAGUAAGUUCCGGCAGAUUGAGUAUGGAUGGCUUAUGA
Molecule: messenger RNA, 708 nt
Organism: Kwoniella botswanensis
Lineage: Eukaryota; Fungi; Basidiomycota; Tremellomycetes; Tremellales; Cryptococcaceae
Exons: 14
Coding region: 1-708 (235 amino acids)
Biological process (GO): reciprocal meiotic recombination; mismatch repair
Cellular component (GO): nucleus
Molecular function (GO): ATP binding; mismatched DNA binding; ATP-dependent DNA damage sensor activity
Source: RefSeq, a predicted model, not a curated record